Cryptococcus amylolentus CBS 6039 is the source of this 2336-nucleotide messenger RNA. RefSeq lists its product as hypothetical. The record is from RefSeq and is a predicted model, not a curated record. The transcript is spliced from 5 exons. Bases 58 to 1902 code for a protein of 614 amino acids. NCBI's taxonomy places the organism in Eukaryota, Fungi, Basidiomycota, Tremellomycetes, Tremellales, Cryptococcaceae.
CUCUUCUGCCUUUCCACCUCGUCCACCUCCCCCCUUACAUCUCUCACCCCGCCCCCCAUGUCCACCCUCUCCUCCCCGCCCGCAGCCUACCCAUGGCCCACAGCCCGCCCGGCCCUCGUCCCCAGGCAGGACGACACUGGGAACGGCACUUCAGACGACACCGCCGCAUCGUCCGCCGCCCCUGAGAGCAGCGCUGCUGCCGAGAGCUCUGAAGCUUCUUCUGCUGCUGCUGCGUCUUCUGAAUCGUCUGAAUCCACCCCGUCGUCUACUACCACUUCUGAUGAUACCCCUUCCUCGCAAUCUCCCACGGCGACAUCUUCUGCCCAACAAACGUCUGUUGCUCAACAAACGUCUACUGCUCAACAAACGUCUACUGCUCAACAAACGUCUGCUGCCCAAUCAUCAGCCCAAACGUCCGAGGCCGCUACGUCUUCAGCCCAGCCAACGACUUCAGAAGCGCAAUCUUCAGCCCAGCCAACGACUUCAGAAGCUCAAUCUUCAGCCGCCGAGUCUUCAGCAGCUCAAUCUUCAACCCCGCAGUCAUCAGCAGCUCAAUCAUCCGCCGCCCAAUCUUCAGCAGCCCAGUCUUCUGCAGUCCCCACCACCUCUCAAGCGCAGAGCUCGGCUCAAGCAUCUCAAUCCCAAACCCAAUCGCCUUCAGCCAGCACGAGUGCUUCAGAAGCGCAAAGCAGUGCGAGCCCGAGUGCGACGAGCGCUGCGACGAGUCAGGCGCAAAGCUCGGCGGCGGCGCAGAGUGAGACGACAGUGUUUUCGACUACACAAGCGCAGAGCAGUCAGGCGGCGGCGAGUAGUCAGGCUCAGUCGAGCGCUGCAGGCGGGGCCGUAACGUCUUCAAACCCGGGUACAACUACUAUAACGGUUGGUGCGAGCUCGUCGGCGGGCGCUUCAACGGCCGGAGCAGCGACAUCGACACAGGCGACAAGCGAUAGUGGUCCACAGACAUCGACCGUCGUCGUCUCUGAGAGCAACACUGCUGCGAGCACCACCGCCCAAUCCGCCUACGUCGCAACCACAACCGACUCUGCCGGCAACGCCGUCACAACCACCCCCGACACCUACACCUCCUCCUACGUAACCACCUCCGACGGCGAAGUCUACACCGUCACCCAAAUUGUGCACAACCCCACCGGCUCCCUCGACUCUGGCUCGUCCUCAUCCGGCGGCUCUUCCAACUCGUUCUUCAGCAACAAGGGCGCGGUGGCGGGGACGUUUGUCGUGGUAGGCUUGGUGGUGAUUGGUCUGGCGGCGGCGUUGGCGUUGUUGUGUUUCAGACGGCGAAGGAGGCAGAGGUUGGAUAGGGAAGUGACUGCAGCUGCUAUGGCUGCGCCCGCUUCAACAGGACGUCAGCCCGUCGACGAGGACCAAAAUUACACGCCUUCCUCCGGUCCGCAGACCAAUAGCGAAUCUUACCCCUCCCCCGCUAGCGGCCCCGACAUGGGCCAAUACGACGGCUACGGCGCUUCCUACGCCAAUGCCGGUGGGUACGACCCCUACGCCGCCGCCGCUGCGGGCUACGGCGCGCAUACAGGGUACGACAACCUCCAGCCAGACGGCCAGGGGUACUACUACGACCCGCACGGAACGCCAGAGCAAUAUAGCGAUGCGCCCACGACGUCGGCGGAGGCGUAUAGCGAUGCGCCGCUCAAUCACGAAGGGCGGAGCGAGGGGCUGCAGAGUGCGGAAGGGAGUCAGGGGGUGGGGCAGGCGUAUUACUUUGACCCGGCGCAGGCGGAAGAGUAUCAUGAUGCGGAACAGGGGGCGGAGCCGUAUACGGAUGAUCCGUAUGGUGGAUAUUCUGGGAACGAGGGGUCGGUGGGUAAUGGGACGCCUCAACACGAGAGGGAGAAUCCUCUGCACGUCGCCAACCCCUCGCGGCAGUAAUGCGUUCGCGUUCAUGACACUACUUCUUUCUCUUCAUUAAUGACCCCGCUUUAAUACGGACAAGGCUUGCGGUUUUUUUUUUCGAGUGUAUAUAACUUCCCAGAGUUCUGAGCGGGAAAAACGAGGGCGAUUCACAGAAUCGAUUCUCUCUCUAUUUUUCUGUCAGUGUCUUUCUCUCUCUUCGAAAAAGGCGGGCAACGCUUCACCUUCUGCUAUGUAGCUUCCACGACGUGUAGUCUAUGACAAGUUUAUCGCACAUAUCUCUUUUACGUUUGUUCAAACAAGAAGUCAUAAUUGAUAUACUGCGAGUUUUUCUUCUGGAAAGUGUUUAUGCAGCACAUACUCGAGUUGUCUUUUUGGUCUUUUCAGUUAUCGCACACUGCAAAACCCUAAGUAUCAUCAGAUUUGGCGAUAGUCUCUGAUCGUGCUGAGCG